Molecule: messenger RNA, 2097 nt
Organism: Zymoseptoria tritici IPO323
Lineage: Eukaryota; Fungi; Ascomycota; Dothideomycetes; Mycosphaerellales; Mycosphaerellaceae
Product: putative ABC transporter
Exons: 4
Coding region: 133-2097 (654 amino acids)
Cellular component (GO): membrane
Molecular function (GO): ABC-type transporter activity; ATP hydrolysis activity; ATP binding
Source: RefSeq, a predicted model, not a curated record
CUGCCUACCAAACGGAGGUUGUCACCUGCCACCACUUCUUGCCGCCUUACCAAGACAUGCAGUGACUGGCCCAAGAUAAAACCUCGCAUUCUCUCCACCCUCGCUACACACACUUCCACCACCCCUGUCCAUAUGUCAUUCCACUCCACUCGUCAAGACAGACCACACUCCGACGUCGAACUCCUCAUCAUGCCUCAGCAAAAGGGCUUCUCCGAAGGCAGCGCCGCCAUCAUCGAUGUCGAAAAACAAUACCAGCCAAACUCAUCCACCGCUUCCCAGGACAGCAAUGUCACGAGCUUGGCAUGGACCGACCUCACCGUCACCGUCAAGGAUCGCACCACGGGUCACCACCGCGACAUCCUUCACCGCGUUUCCGGCAUCGCUCGACCGGGUGAGAUGAUCGCUCUCAUGGGCCCAUCCGGUUCCGGCAAGACCACUCUCCUCAACUCACUCGCUCAGCGGCAAAAGACUGGGGUCACCGGCAAGGUGCUCAUCAAUGGUCACGAGGCGCCAAUCGCCACCCACCGCUCGCUCAGCUCUUUCGUCGAGCAGGAAGAUACCCUCAUUGGUUCGCUCACCGUUGAGGAGACUUUGAGAUUCGCCGCCAGAUUGGCACUUCCCAGCACUGUCACCAAGACCGAAGCUCGUGAGAGAGCCCGCAAGCUGAUCGACUCAUUCGGGUUGUCGAAGCAGAAGAAGACUCUCAUCGGCACUCCCGUCCAAAAAGGCAUCUCCGGUGGUCAGAAGCGGAGAGUCAGCGUCGCCACUCAGCUCGUCACCGGACCAAGAAUCUUGUACCUCGAUGAGCCAACCAGCGGACUGGACUCCACUGCGAGUUUCGAAGUCAUGUCUUUCAUCCGCAACAUUGCUCGCGAGACGGGGUUGAUCGUCAUCGCCAGCAUCCAUCAACCCUCCACCAAGACCUUUGAGCUCUUCAACCGCAUCAUCCUCCUCUCCCAAGGCAAGACAUGCUACAACGGCACCAUCCAAGAUCUCGAUCUUCACCUCGACAACAUCGGCAUGCCAAUCACCGGCCACGUCAACCCAGCCGAACACAUUCUCGACCUGACCAACGUCGACUUCUCGGCCGCCACCAAGGAAGACCAAGCUCGCCUCGACGGCAUCUUCGAAGGCUGGCUGCACUCUGAACACAAUCAACAAGUCGAGUAUGACCUGCGCGAACUCCGCGGUCGGCCAUUGGUCUGUGAUGCCUCGGAUCAGCAUCCCGGUCUCGUGCCGCAGGUGAUGACACUUCUUCACCGUUCCUUCAUCAAGAGCUACAGAGACAUCGUCGCAUACUGGAUCCGAGUGGCCAUGUAUCUCGGUCUGGCGGUCAUGAUGGGCACGGUGUGGUUGAGACUGGGCUCGGACCAGAGCGAGAUCCAACCUUUCGUCAAUGCCAUCUUCUUCGGCUCAGCCUUCAUGUCCUUCAUGGCAGUCGCCUACGUCCCCGCCUUCCUCGAAGACCGCUCCAUCUACGUCAAAGAGCGCGCCAACGGCAUCUACGGUCCCACAGCCUUCAUCCUCUCCAACUUCCUCAUUGGCCUCCCCUAUCUCUUCCUCAUCUCCCUCCUCUUCUCCAUCGUCUCCUACUGGCUCAUCGGCCUCCGCCCCACCGGCGCCGCCUUCUUUACCUGGGUCAUGUGGCUCUUCCUCGACCUCCUCGCCGCCGAAGCGCUCGUGGUCCUCAUCUCCUCCAUCUUCCCCAUCUUCGUCGUCGCACUGGCUCUCAUUGCCUUCAUCAACGGCUUGUGGAUGUCGGUCGGCGGAUUCCUGGUCUCCCUCCCGGUUCUGAACGUCUUUUGGCGGUACGUGUUUCACUACAUUGAUUACCAGGCGUACGUCUUCCAGGGCAUGAUGGUCAAUGAGUUUCGGUACAAGGACUUUGACUGUGCGGGCAGUCCGGGUGAUGCGGGUGGUUGUCAGUGCAUGUACGCUUCGGUGUUGCAGGAUCAGUGCAAGAUUCAGGGCAAGGCUGUGUUGAAGGAGUAUGGCUAUGCGGUGGAUCUGCAGGGGCAGUGGAUUGGAAUCAUGCUCGCCAUCAUCGUGGUCUACCGCGUUCUUGGAUGGGGUGUGUGUUGGUUGAAGAAGACUUGA